AUGUGGCUUGUGGUCUUAGUUCUGAACUUCCUUGCUCCUUUUAUUCAUGCAGACCAUUCUCAUUGCUCUAAAUACCAGGUUUCUUUCAACCAGUCAUGCUAUGAGUUUGUCAAGCUGGAGCGCACCUUCUACAGUGCCCAGACCUGGUGUGAGCGAGGAGGGGGGCACCUGGUAUUUAUUGAUCAACUGGAGACCCAGAACUUCCUAGCUGAACAUUUAUCUCAGGAAAGAAAUUGGUGGAUUGGCCUAACUCGCAGCUUGCAAACUUUUAAUCACUCAACUGAAGGAGCACUGAUGUGGCUGGAUACCUCAAAUGUCAGUUAUAGUUACUGGCACACAGACUUCUCUUCUGCCAUUAGCGGCCAGUGUAGCUACAUCAUGAAAGACAGUGACUACCACUGGGGGAUAACUGGGAACUGCAGCCAGGAGUUUUAUUUCAUCUGUCAGUUUGAGUUUGGCCAUACUAUAGCCUGUGAUAACUACAAUGCCACAGUGCAGUGCGGAUCUGGUGAAGUUGUACAAAUUGGUGAUAGCUUUUAUGGCCGUAAAAACCCUCACUUCUGUACCCAGGAUACCCCAUUGCCGGUUACAGACGACUGUACCUGGACUGAUGUAACAGAACAAGUCGCAGGGCAGUGUCACGGACUACAGGCUUGUCAGGUUGCUACAGGUGUUGCAUUAUUUGGAGAUCCUUGUCCAUCUUCGGGUAGUUACCUGUCUAUUAAUUACAGCUGUAAAGAAGGUUUACAGAUUGACUUACCAGAUUUGUGUGAAGUUUUUGAAAAUGUGACGCUCACUUUGCAUUGGCUGCUGUCUCCCUUUUCUGGAAAUCUCUCUUGUAUAAUAACAACAGGAGACGAACAUUCUAUCGAUCCCUACCAGCCCUUGAAUUUGUCCAGCAGUAUAAUUCACAGCUAUAAAUCUCCCGGGGAAUAUACUGUGUUUGUGGAAUGUUCAACAAGUGAGUGGCAUGUGACUGCUCAAAAAGUCAUCAUUGUGGAGGAACACAGAGGAAGUCUGAGAAUUAUUGGAUGUCAAAGCAUGUACCAGCCCAAGGAUGGGUCUUGUAGCACGUUGUAUGGACAGACCUUAGGCAUUCAAUUAGAAGGUGACAACAUAAACUACUCUGUAUUAUCUGAUAAUAUAACUCUACUGAUGUCAAGGGCAAAGCCUGGAGAUGUCAGUCAUAAUUUGACUAUUAAUGCAACAUCUCAACAAUUAAUUGGUCCAGGAAUUCAUCAACUACAGAUUGUUGCAUACAAUAACCAAUCAACAUCCGGAGUCACUACUAAUAUCACCAUCCAUCUAGUGGAGCCAGUAUCAGGUUUACAAGCUGUCUUAUCUCCCGGUCUGGUGGAACUUGGAAAAGAAUUUCAAAUAAAUGUAUCUGUUUCUCACGGAGCACCUGUGCAGCUGAACUUUGAAGUCAGAGGUUUGGCAACAACUUUCAACUACACAAAAGAGAAUCCAUCCGGAUUACCAACUAUUUACAACAUUCCCAUUGACUCUGAAGGAAUCUUUUCUGUGACUGUUGAAGCUGUAAAUUCUUUCUCUAACAUGAGUGUGACCAUUGGUAAUAUCACUGUGAUGAACAGCAGCACUCAUCAUAAAGUGAACCAAGACAAAAAUGAAAUGAGCAAAAAAAUCAAGACUACUGCUAAAGUAAAUCAGACAAUACAGAUAGAACAUGGGAGACAUGUUAAUCCUUUCACCAACAUCACCUUGCUCUGGCCUGACAGUGGAAGUCAUGAUAUUACCUGGUCAUGUGGAUCUUGUUGGCCUGGUUGGACCCAAUGUGUGCAACAGAACCUAAUCAAUACAAAUUUGACAAAAGUUGAAAUUCCAGCUAAAUGCCUCCCCCCUCCUAACUCUGCCAUUACUGUACAAGCUGAUGUGAGGCUUAGUGACGGGCAUCUGGUGCAAGAUGAGACAUGUAUAUAUGUGACUGCCAAGAAUCAGCUCUAUCCCAAAAUCAGCUGUAAGACAAACUGUAAACAAAGUAACCUGGAUGAGGACUUGGUACUCAGUGCUACGUGUAACAACUGUGAUGGUGUUAAAUACAAAUGGUAUCUCGAUACUAACUUUCCAGUGAAGCCAAUUCAACUUCCAGCAGCCUGCCAGUUCAAAGACUUCAGACAGUCUUCACUGAUGUUGUUACACAGUGACUCUUCACUUCUCAUACUGAAUAACACCUUCCUAAAGAGCCAAUCAGAAACAUUUUUCAAAAUAAAGCUCACAGCCAUGAAUGCAUAUGAAUAUGGAGAGGAUAUUUUUGUUGUGAGCACCUUGCCCCCUCCAGAGAUUCCGAAUUGUAUCAUAACGCCAGAGGAAGGCACAUUACUGACCAGCUUCCAGAUCUCCUGCACCACUCCAUGUUCCCUAUCAAACUCGUGUACCAAGGAUGAAAGGGUCUCUAUCACUUAUUGUUUCUACCCCAAGAUAAAAUCUCAGCUGUAUUGUGGCCCAAACCUAGAGCUGCCCUCGGUUUAUCUUCCCCCAGGAGAUCAAGAAAAUGACUCUGUUUACAAUGUUACAAUUACAGCUACUAACCAGUUUGGAGAUUCAGUCAGCACAACAUUAAAAGUCAAGGUCAAAUAUGAUGAGACCAACACUAACAGUCAAGCCCUGAUGUCUUUUGUGUCUGAGAUGUCUACUAACUUUUCAAUGCUGGACAGGAAUAGUGCCUCACUUGUUCAGCUAUAUAAAUCCAUAUCCUCUAUGUUAAAUCAGGAUGCUACAAUGGACAAUCCCAGACUGCAGCGAAACAUCAAAACAGAGCUCCGCGAGAUGAUGCUGACAUCAGUCUCUGCUGUUAACAUCACAUCCUUAAGCACAGCUCUUGAGAUGUCCGAGAUGCUAAAUGAUAUCACAUUACAGAGCGAUGAGUUAUCUACGGCAGCUCAGGUGGAAGCCAGUAUUGCCCUAAAAGAUAUCAGUAAGUCCUUACUAACAAUGAGCAGUGAUACAAGCCAUACAAGAAGAGAGGCUGCAAACUAUCUUUUCAAUGCUGUCAGUAAUGUGCUGGAAGCCACCACAACAAAUGGAACCCAUCAGAGUGCUGGAAUAGUCAUGGCUCAGAGUUCAGUGGUUGUGCAGUUGCUAAGCACAGUGGACAAUCUACAGAGUGCUUUGCUAAUGGGGAAGCAGCCAGAUAAUGAGCCCACUAUCCUGUCAUCACCCUCAGCUACAAUGUACAUAAACAGGCUGCAAUCUGACCAACAGGAGGGCACAUAUGUGACUAUCAAGGAUUCUAGCACAGCAGCUUUCUCUCUGCCUUCACUCUCCUCUCUUGGCAUUCCCAUUCCAAAUGAGGGCAUCGUGGAUCUGAGGAUGGUGAGCUUUUCAGUGAAUCCUUUCUCAUCAAGUGACACUAUUGACAUCAGUGGAUCUGUAGGAGGACUGAGUCUCACCAGCACUAAUGGAUCUGUCAUACCAGUUAAAGACCUCACAGAACAUAUAGAGAUAAUAUUACCAAGGUCUUCCAUGGCUGAUGAAGAGAAAAAUAUUCUGAGUCUGGGAAAUUUCACAGCUCUCCUUAUAAACGUGACAUCUGCAAAUAUUCCUCUGGUGAUUCAUCUGGAAACCAGUGUUGAGUUACCCUUAGUGCUGUAUUUGGGAUAUGAAUUUCACCCUAAUGAAACAAAUUAUGAUAUCAUGACCCAUCUACCUAAUGAUCUGUCAGGAAAAGGUAAUGUUUAUUCCUGGGUUUUACAUCCAGAGGAGCUGAUUUUUGGCGAGGGAACCUAUUACUUGACAGUGGAAUCCAAUCUAAAAGAAAAUGUCAGUGACAGCAAUAUCUCAAUAGCAGUCACCUGCUUCUCUACACAGUGCGUAUUCUGGGAUGAAAUAAACCAGGACUGGAAUAACACUGGGUGCUAUGUCGGACCCUACACCACUCCAAGCAGCAUUCAGUGUCUCUGCACUCACCUCACCUUCUUUGGCAGCUCCUUCAUAGUGAUGCCAAAUGCAAUUGACGUCAGUAGAACAGUAGAACUCUUUGCUACUUUCGUGGACAAUCCUGUGGUGAUCACUACAGUGGGCUGCAUCGCUGUGCUAUAUGUGCUUGUGCUAAUCUGGGCAAGAAGAAAAGAUAUCCAGGAUAAUGCCAAGGUAAAGAUUAUAACAUUGGAAGACAAUGAUCCAGUAGCGCAGUAUCGGUAUCUUGUCACAAUAUUCACAGGUCACCGCAGAGGGGCAGCAACAACAUCCAAGGUGACCAUUACUCUGUAUGGUUCUGAUGGGGAAAGUGAUCCUCACCAUCUAUAUGACGCUGACGGUGCUGUGUUUGAUAGAGGAGAUACUGAUGUUUUUUUACUCACAACUCUCUUCCCUCUGGGGGAACUGGAGAGUAUACGACUUUGGCAUGACAAUUCUGGAGACAAGCCGUCUUGGUACGUGAAUAGAGUGUUGGUUCAUGACGUGGAACGGGACCAGAAGUGGUACUUCCUUUGUAACUCAUGGUUGUCCAUUGAAGUAGGAGACUGUGUGCUGGAUAAAGUAUUCAGUGUUGCCACAGAGCAGGAGAUGAAGCAAUUCAGCAACCUGUUUUUCAUGAAGACUUCUAAAGGUUUCAGAGAUGGCCAUAUCUGGUACUCAGUUUUCAGUCGUUCUCCUAGAAGUCCAUUCACUCGAGUUCAAAGAGUCUCCUGCUGCUUCUCCUUGUUGCUGUGUACCAUGCUCACUAGCAUCAUGUUCUGGGGCGUUCCCACUGACCCAGCUGAGCAGAAAAUGGAUCUAGGUAAAAUCGAGUUCACUUGGCAGGAGGUAAUGAUUGGAUUUGAAAGCUCCCUCCUUAUGUUCCCCAUCAACCUCCUAAUUGUUCAGAUCUUUAGAAAAGUCCGUCCAAGAAAAGAACAAGAAUCAAAAGAGAAAAAGACAGAAAGUUGUGUGACGAUUUCUACAAAUACAUCUCCUUCUCCACCAGAAAUCUCCAGCUUCUCUCUCACCGCUGAAGCUGUUUUGAAGGAUAUCAGAAGAAUUGCCAAUUCACUGUUUAAAAGCAAGAAAACCCCUGCACUGGACGUAGACUUGGGCAAAACAACAGACAUAAAUAAACUUUUAUCUGUGGUAGAAGACAUCAUCUGCCAGCAAAAUAGAGCUGGGAAUGAGUUAUAUGAAGAUUGUAAAAAGAAAGAAAAAUCUCUCAUUCUCAAUCUGGAUUCUGCGGAUUUUCAAGAGAUGAGGAGCCCAACAACAGAGAAAAGGAUUGAAAGACAUGCUCGCAUUGAUCAUAAUCGUUACCUUUUACUGCAACUCCAGCAUGUGGAAAGAAAACUAGAAUUUCUGGGGCCACAUCAAUUCCAUAAACCUCAGAGUUAUAGUCAGGCGGUCACACAGGUGCAGCGCAUGAAGGGGCACUUGGAAAACCAGCUCUUUGCCUCCAGUUCUUCCAGUGAAGUAUGCUCAUCUACUGCAAGCCUUUCAGCUGACGGGAAGAAGACAAAGCUUAAAGGGUUACCUUGGUGGUUCGUUUUCAUUGGCUGGUUUCUUGUGCUUGCCACCAGUGGUGUAUCUGGAUUCUUCACUAUGUUAUAUGGCUUACACUAUGGCAAGGACAGCUCCAUCAAGUGGCUGAUCUCUAUGGCCAUAUCAUUCUUUGAGAGUCUCUUUAUCACACAACCUUUAAAAGUUCUGGGUUUUGCAGCCUUCUUUGCACUUGUUUUGAAAAAAGUUGAGCCUGAAGAUGAAGAGGAAACAAACUUAAAUGGGAAGCUCUCUGCACCAGGUGACCACAAUCUUUUGUUAGAAUCUCGCAGAGACAGCAAAAUCUACCAACCUCCCCCUCCUUCAGAUAUCAACAAAAUGAAGAAUAAUUACAUCAAGGAGCAAAAAGUGUUUGCCUUAAUCCGGGAAAUAUUGGCCUACCUGGGGUUCUUGUGGAUGCUCCUGCUAGUUGCCUAUGGACAGAGAGAUCCUAAUUCUUAUUACCUCAAUAAACAUCUUGAGAACAGCUUCACGGAUGGACUAGAGAAAGUGUGUAGCUACCAGCAGUUCUUCACAUGGGCUAAUACUACACUGGUCAAUAAUUUAUAUGGAAGCCACCCAGGCUUUGUAACAGAUGGGAACUCGAAGCUUGUUGGCAGCGCACGCUUCCGCCAGGUCAGAGUUAAGAGGGAUUCUUGCUCAGUUGCCCGUGUUAUGCAGGAAGUUAUUCAAGACUGCCGAGCACCAUAUUCUCUAGAUACUGAAGACACAAGUCAUUAUGAUGAACAAUGGAAUAGAUCUGUUGUUACAAACACAACUGAAGCUGACUCUGCAUGGCACUAUCAAAGUCAAGCCAGACUUAGAGGCCAUCCAACCUGGGGAAAACUGGCGACAUACAAGGGAGGAGGCUAUGUGGUGCAUUUAGGAAAUGAUCGUGCAAGCGCAUACAGAGUUCUGCAGAAGCUUUUCAACAAUACCUGGCUUGACAAAUACACCAGAGCUGUCUUUGUAGAGUUCACCAUCUAUAAUGCCAAUGUUAACCUCUUCUGUAUUGUCAGACUGAUGUUUGAGACAAACGCUUUAGGGGCAUUUUACACUCGUGCAAACCUUCAGAGCAUCCGACUCUACCCAUUCACUGAUGGGCUGCACAUAUUUGUUAUUGCAGCGGAAGUUCUUUAUUUCCUUUUAGUUAUUUACUAUAUGGUAGUGCAGGGGAAGAUCAUGAAGACACAGAAAUGGCAAUACUUCAAAAGCAAGUGGAACCUGUUGGAAAUGGCAUUAAUAUUAAUAAGCUGGAGUGCACUCUCAGUUUUUGUGAAAAGGACCAUUCUUGGAACACAGGAUAUCACCUACUACCAGGAACAUAAGAAUGAGUUCGUGAGCUUUAAUGAGACUGCAGCUGCCGACGCAGCCCUUGGGUAUCUGAUCGCCUUCUUGGUAUUAUUAUCAACCAUUAAACUGUGGCAUCUCUUAAGAUUAAACCCAAAGCUGAACAUGAUCACAGCAACUCUACGAAGAGCUUGGGGUGACAUCUCUGGAUUCAUCACCGUCAUUAUGAUUAUGUUCCUUGCUUAUUCCAUUGCUUCAAAUUUGAUUUUUGGCUGGAAGCUGAGUUCAUACAAAACUCUCUUAGAUUCAGCAAAGACCAUGGUCAGCCUUCAGCUGGGGAUCUUCAACUAUGAGGAGGUGCUGGAUUAUAAUCCUGUUCUGGGCUCCUUCCUUGUUGGAUCUUGCAUUAUUUUCAUGACAUUUGUUGUACUGAAUCUCUUCAUCUCUGUUAUCCUGGUGGCGUUCAGUGAAGAACAAAAAAAUCACAAGGCAUCCGAAGAGGAGGAAAUUGUUGACCUCAUGCUAAUGAAAAUCUCCAGCUUUCUGGGGCUACGGCAUAAAAGAGAUGACGCAGCUACUGCUGAAAACAUUCCAAAGGUCCCCCGGGUUUCCAGGGAAACUGAAAACGAAUAACAAUCAUUUCAUGUUUAUAUAACUGUUAUGAGAGGCAUCAAUUAGUUGUAAUAUUUAAAUUAUAAAGUAACGUUCUGGGCCUAACAAAUGCAAUAGUGUUAAUUGUAUAGUUAUGUUGCUAUUUCAUGUGUAAUAAAUUUGCUUACAGAACAGAUAAUAUAUUUAUCUAACAGUAUUGUACUGAUUGUAUUUUGCUUAUUGAAUAAAUAUACAUUGCAAAUGA
Molecule: messenger RNA, 7609 nt
Organism: Bombina bombina (fire-bellied toad)
Lineage: Eukaryota; Metazoa; Chordata; Amphibia; Anura; Bombinatoridae
Product: polycystic kidney disease protein 1-like 2
Exons: 43
Coding region: 1-7386 (2461 amino acids)
Biological process (GO): detection of mechanical stimulus
Cellular component (GO): membrane
Molecular function (GO): calcium channel activity; calcium ion binding; carbohydrate binding
Source: RefSeq, a predicted model, not a curated record